Messenger RNA from Megalops cyprinoides (Indo-Pacific tarpon), 3163 nucleotides. Its product is annotated as leucine-rich repeat neuronal protein 2-like. The transcript is spliced from 2 exons. The record is from RefSeq and is a predicted model, not a curated record. Lineage: Eukaryota; Metazoa; Chordata; Actinopteri; Elopiformes; Megalopidae. Gene Ontology annotation, molecular function: protein binding. Gene Ontology annotation, cellular component: extracellular matrix. The coding region runs from base 891 to 3032 and encodes 713 amino acids.
UGUGAGAGGAAAAAACAUCUCGGCUGAAGUCUUCCCCUCUACAUCUGUACUGUUGGAGUGCGUUUGACUCUGACAGUGGUAGCGGUGCACAGAGAGAGGGGGAAGCGUGCAGAUCUGUCCUGCUUUGCUCACCAGCUCAGAAAUAAAGGGAUUCUUCCUGGGCGGGUGGGUGAUUACGGACGUCUCUGCGUAUACUUGAAAGGUGUGCUAAUGCAUCGGCAUGAGGGGACAGACAGUGAUUGAGUAACAGGAGAAAAAAAAAAAAAGAACAAACCACCAGGGCAGACGUACAGGAGGCAGCGUUGACCCUGAGGAUGCCUGCAGUCACUCCGUCUCUUCUCAAGGUGUGUUUCUGAAGGCUGGAUGCUGACUCUCAGGUGUCAGGAUGUGAAAGCUGCUGGUUAACAGAUUCUCCAUGGCAACGGCCGGAAAAGAUACAAGAACCUGCCGCAGACUCCAGGGGUUGUCUGUGACAAAGCUGUGAUGCGAGGAGAACAUCAGCUUUGGUUUCCAGUGCUACCUUCCAAAUCGAGUCAUUCCAUCCUUAAACAGCAGUCAAACUAAGACAGAGGAGCAAGGAAAUUACAGACAACUGGAAACCAAUAGCCACUAGAAAUACCACCUUCUUUAAUCUAAAGAUAAAUCUUGACUGACUUCAUUUUUCUUUUAACAGUAGGCGCAAAGGUCAUCAGGGGUCAUUGAUAUUUCUCUUCUUUUGGUAAUGAGCUGUUGAACCCCACUUACAACUAUGAGUUAGAGUGACACUGAGAGAGCAUAUCCACGCUAACCCCCGCUUCCUCUUCGGGAAAGCUGAACUUUCAAACAAACUAACAGGAGAACCACUUAACCUCCUGUCCUUUGGUUGAAUAAAUUUGAUUUCGCUCUAUGAAAUGAAGAACCGCAGAAUGAUCCUGCUGCAAGCUCAACUCCUGCUGGGCGUGGCCAGCGCCCUGGUGAUCCACUCCCUGCCCUGGAGGGUGUCCUGCCCCGCCCCCUGCGUCUGCCAGCUCAAGCCCUGGUACUCCCCGCAGUCGGUGUACCGGGAGGCCCCCACGGUGGACUGCAACGACCUGCUCCUGUCCCGGGUCCCUGCGGGCCUCCCCUCGGAGACGCACACACUGAGGCUGCAGAGUAAUCUCCUCGGUGGCCUGGAGCAGAGCGAGCUGCAGGGCCUGGCCAACCUGACUGAGCUGGACCUGUCUCAGAACAGCUUCGGCACCGCCCGCCGCCUGCGCAUCAUGGACCUGCCCUCCCUGCUCACCCUCCACCUGGAGGAGAACCAGCUCCGCCACCUCCCGGACUCCGCCUUCUCUGGCCUGCCAGGCCUGCAGGAGCUGUACCUCAACCACAACCGGCUCAGGGACAUCUCCCCGGGGGCCUUCAAGGGUUUGGGCAACCUCCUGCGGCUCCACCUCAACUCGAACCGCCUGUCCGCGAUCGACCGGCGCUGGUUCCACGCCCUGCCCCGGCUGGAGGUUCUGAUGAUCGGGGGGAAUCCAGUGGACGCCAUCCAGGACCUGAACUUCGAGCCGCUGGCUUCCCUGCGCAGCCUGGUCCUGGCAGGGAUGGGCUUGCGGGAGCUCUCUGGGAGGUCUUUGGAGGGACUGUUCAACCUGGAGAGCAUCUCCUUCUACGGCAACCACUUGACCAAAGUCCCCAGGGAGGCCCUCCGGAAGCUUCCGGGGCUGAAGUUCCUGGACAUGAACAAGAACCCGAUCCAACUGGUCCGGCGGGGGGACUUCAAAGACAUGUUUCACUUGAAGGAGCUGGGCCUGAACAACAUGGAGGAGCUGGUCUCCAUCGAGCACUCGGCCAUGGAGAACCUGCCCGAGCUGACCAAGCUGGAGAUCACCAACAACCCCAAGCUGUCCUACAUCCACCCGCAGGCCUUCCAGAGCCUGCCCAGCAUGGAGAGCCUGAUGCUCAACAGCAACGCCCUCAGUGCCCUGCACCGGGAGACUGUGGGCUCCCUGCCCAGCCUCCAGGAGAUCAGCCUCCACACCAACCCCAUCCGCUGUGACUGCCUCGUGCGCUGGGUUGGCACCGAGGGCGACAACCCGGUCCGCUUCAUCGAGCCCCAGUCCACCUUCUGCUCUGAACCCCCGGAGCUCAAGUCCAGGAGGGUGCGGGAGGUCUCUUUCAGGGAGAUGGCCGACAGCUGCCUGCCCUUGAUCGCCCCGGGCACGUUUCCUUCCCACGUCCGAGUCCGGCGCGGGGCCGACCUGUCGCUACAUUGCCGGGCCCUGGCCGAGCCUGAACCUGUCAUCUUCUGGGUCACCCCUUCCGGGCAGAAGCUCUCUCCUGCCACCACUUACAAGCGGUACCGAGUCCAUGGGGAGGGGACCCUGGAGAUCUCCAGGAUUGGCGUGGAGGAGACAGGGCUUUACACCUGUGUGGCGCAGAAUCUGGUGGGCGCCGACACGCGGAGCGUCACAGUGAGGGUGGAAGGGGGGCGGAAAGCCCCAUCACGGAGCGGCAAGAGAGGCAAUGACCGCCUGGAGGUGAAGGGGGUGGAGGAGCGCUACGUCCUCCUGGCCUGGCCUGCUAACCGCAACAUCCCUGCGGCCAGGCUGUCCUGGGCAGCUAACAAUAGCCUGGAGGAACACCACCGCCACAGCGCCCGCGUUCUGGCCGGGACCCGCGGCUUCAACCUGACCCGCCUCCAGCCCGGCACCCAGUACACGGUGUGCCUGCACCUGAGCCCCAACGAGACCUCCUGUGUCCACCUCAGGACUAAGGAGAUCCCAGGGCCGGAGGUCUCCGAGGACCUGACCCCCACCACCCUCCUGGCGGCCUCAGCUCUGCUUCUCAUCCUGGCUGCCAAGGCCCUCCAGGGUGGGGGCUGGAUCGUCUGGCAGGAGAGGGGUCAGGAGAAGAAGAAACCUCCAACCUCUUCCUCUCCCGUCAAGGGGAUGAGCCAUGCAGCCCAGCCGCUCCUCCAGAAAAAGCAGCUGGAGCCGUGUCCGAUGGAGGGCUCGUCAGAAACCUACAGCAGAGAGGAAAGCAGCGCACACGGCGUGAAUAAUGUGUAAGAGAGCUUUGGCAGAAGGCUUCGGGGUCCAGAGAGGAACACAUAAGUGGUACUUCUGGUGGAUUUUGUAGUGCUUGAUGACCAAUACAAAAGGACAACUUCAAAAAAAAACUUUAAAAGCAGUGUCAACAG